Solenopsis invicta (red fire ant) is the source of this 3524-nucleotide messenger RNA. RefSeq names its product iroquois-class homeodomain protein IRX-3 (gene mirr). The record is from RefSeq and is a predicted model, not a curated record. Gene Ontology annotation, biological process: neuron differentiation; cell development; regulation of transcription by RNA polymerase II. Gene Ontology annotation, cellular component: nucleus. NCBI's taxonomy places the organism in Eukaryota, Metazoa, Arthropoda, Insecta, Hymenoptera, Formicidae. Gene Ontology annotation, molecular function: DNA-binding transcription factor activity, RNA polymerase II-specific; RNA polymerase II cis-regulatory region sequence-specific DNA binding.
CUCUCUCUCUCUCUCGACGCCAUAAUGCGCAUCGCGCAUAGGUUUUUCGCCCCGGCACAAUGCGUACGGGGGUUUCGACAAUAUGUUUGGGGCCACCGAAACGAGGCAAUGGAUGGAUGGAUGGAUGGCUGCCUGGCUGGCUAGCUGGAACAAUCGCGGGGAGCGCCUCUCUCUCUCUCUCUCCCGGGGUAGGGGUGUUUCACAGGGGUUUGUUUAGGUUCCCGGGCGCGAAAGGCACUCAACCCGCUAAUCUAUUUAGCCGUAGUGUUUGAUAUGGAAUUAAUGAGGCCCGCUGGCAUUAUGGCCCAGAGCCCGCAGAUUUUCGGUUUAGUCGUGGAAAUAAAAGAGGGGGGGCCCGAUGGUUGCGCACACAGUUACGUUCACCUUUUCAUAACGGGGAUCGCCUCUUACCAUCCGCCAGCUGCAACACGUCGUAACAUGUCGUUGAUACUUGGAGAUUUCAUUGCGACGAUAUAUCUAAUCCUUAACGAGUGUCCUGUGACAGUGACCUCGUCGUUGGCGCCGUCCUCGGUCUCGCCUGCAACCGGUGCGAUCCUGAGUGCGGGCAGCUCAUCCCUGGUCAGCAGCGUAACCGCCAGUACGACGACGAAUCAUCCCCUGGACGUAGCCGGUCUGUCGCAAGCGAGGAUGGCGGUGACGAGCGCAAUCGUGAGACCGCCCGGCAGUCCCACUACUUCGGUUAGCCCGUCCCAGGGUCAUCCGCCAUCGGCCGGCGGUCCCACCGCGGCCAGGUGCUGCGAUACCGGUCGGCCGAUUUUCACGGAUCCGCUGACAGGCCAGACCGUCUGCUCCUGCCAGUACGAACUACUGGGUGGCUAUCAGCGACUAGGUGGCCUACCCACGGCCGCGCUCUCCAUGUAUAGCGCGCCUUACGCGGCCGCCGCCGCGGCUGCCGCGUCCGAGGGCAUGGCCGCGUACUUCCCCAGCUUGGGCGCCGAGCAAGCACCUUUCUACACGCCCACGGCCGCCGGUUUAGAUCUCAAGGAAAAUCUGGGCGCCGGAGCUGCAGCAGCGUGGCCUUAUCCCUCGGUGUAUCACCCUUACGAUGCUGCUUUUGCGAGUUAUCCCUUCAACGGUUAUGGCAUGGAUCUAAAUGGCGCGAGGCGAAAAAAUGCGACACGGGAGACAACGAGCACGCUAAAAGCGUGGCUAAACGACCACAAGAAGAAUCCAUAUCCUACGAAAGGCGAAAAGAUCAUGCUGGCUAUUAUUACCAAGAUGACACUGACACAAGUGUCGACGUGGUUCGCGAACGCGCGGAGGCGCUUGAAAAAGGAAAAUAAAAUGACGUGGGAGCCAAGAAAUCGUGUCGAAGACGAAGAUAACAAUAACGAAGACGACGAUAGCGGGAGAAAGAGCGUCGAUGAGAAAGAUCGGCUAGAUUCGAAAGACUCAGGUACAGGUUCUAGCGAGGAUGGGGAACGACCGGCGCACCGUCUAGACCUAUUGCACGGCGGCAGUGGUGGAUCGGCGGGCGUCCAAGGUAGAACCGAGAGCGAGUGGAGCGAGUCGCGAGCGGACAGCGGCCCGGACAGUCCGGAAUGUUUGUACGAUCAGAGGGAGCCGAGGCAUCCGCUGCAGCUGCAACAUCCGGCAUAUCUCACCCCGAAUCACGGUCGGUUGUUACGUCAUCCCUCGCCGGAGAGCACGUCGCCGGGUAGCCAUCAUCUGCCACCAAGCACGAGCGCGCCGUCCACGGGCAGCGCGGUGACGACGAAGCCGCGGAUCUGGUCCCUGGCGGACAUGGCGAGCAAGGACGGCGAUCAGCAGAAUACGAAUCCAGCCACGAUGACUGGUCUCACACCUUACAGCGGAACGGGCGGAGGCGGAGGUGGCAUCGGCGGUGGCGGUGGCGGCGGCGGCGGCGGUGACGGCGGAGGUGGCGGCGGCGCUACAGGGGGCAAACUCGUGAGCCCCUUGGCUAGUCGAUUGCCGCCUCAUCAUCCUCUCCAUCCGAUACAUCCGGGCACGCAGUUCGUAAGACCGCAUCCGGACUUCUACAGAAACUUGUACGGCGCGUCCCAUCUCGGCUCCGGCGACAUAUCCCUGCUGGAGACGUACUCGAGAACUCUGGGUGGACUGGGCAGCGUGAUACCGCCAUCAACGGCCCCGAGCAUACUCACGUCCUCGUCCUCGUCGAUCUCCGCCGCCGGUAACGUGAAACCUUUCUCGAUCAACGGCGGUAGCGGCGCGAGCACCACCGCCGGAUCGGCCGUUUUACUGACCACCGCGUCCUCCGGCCUGUCGUCGUCGUCGUCGUCGACGGCGUCGUCGGGCGGGUCCGAUCAGUCGCCCCAUCCGGCGGGCGGCGGUCUCCCCGCGACUCAGGAACUCAAAUCUCCCGGGCGGGUGUGACUCGACGUAGCGACCGAUCGCUAAAGAAACGUUUAUCGCGGGCGCGCGCUGUGCACCAGCGGGCGUUUUGUGUGGUGUGGCUGACAAUAAUCAGAGACUACAACCUUGUAAUUAGUGUACAGUAAAACGGGAGAUGAUGAGAUAUACUGCCCCAACCCGCUCCUCGUUCCUAGUCUUUUCUUUUUUUUUUGUUCUUCUUUUUCAAUGUUAUCGUCGCUAUUUCUUCUCUCGUUCCCUUCCCUCCUUUCUCCGUCGAUUUUUCAUCCAAGUUUUUCUUUUCCGUAUGCAAUUACUCUCGAUAAAAAGGAAAACUCGUAGUACCGACUACCCAUAGUGACUCUAUCGCGGUAUAACCGUACAACAACUAGCGCGUCAACUCGACAGUACUAUUACACACAUAUAAAUAUUAUAAAUAUCUAAAGAUAUACGAUAAUAUAAUUAAUAUUAUUUAUGCGUUUGUAAAUAGUAGAGAGAGGCCCAGUAGAGAAAUCGUCCGGCCAGUGUAUGUAUUGUAUGUAGAGUAGACACUAUAUUACUAGACUACCUGAGAUCAUAAUUCAUAUUAAUGACGAUUAUUAUUAUUAUGAUUAUUAUGAUUAUUAUUAUGAUUGUUAUUGCAAUGUUUAUAAUAUUAUCGAUUCACGUCGACUUGAUCGAGCAUGACACGAGGUAUGGGUCGUUAAUCGCGGCGACAGAUUGCGAGGGAUCGUCGAAGUGUACAGAGAUUACUCGGUGGUCAGUCCUUGGUUCCACUUCUUGUAAGUAUCUCCUUUCUUAUUUAUUUUGCUAAAAAUUAUUGGCUCGUGAUAAUUUUUCGCAAGAACGCGGAUGAAGGCUGCCCCCUGAUCGCGAAUCGAUGUGCUUUCUAUCGUACUCGCAAACUAACGACGCCACUCGCAAUCUGCUGCGCACACAACUCCGUCGCGGUCCCGUCGUCGUUGCGUAGAAAAGGAACGUUCUAAGUUACACGAAGGUGAAGCCACGGGCACCAACGGCUGUCAACAUAUCAUGUCAUGUCGAGAGUGAACGAUCGCCAUCACCUUUUAGUCAUUCGUGUCCAAAAUUUCACGCGAACUCGCUGAUGUCGCACUGACAUGUGACAUCAACGCAGACUGUGUCCUUUCGCAAUAAACAAAUCAUUACGGAAA